CCCACUCUAACUCCAAUUUGCUCUACUGUGCUACUCUGCUACUACCGAUGACAUCAACACCUAAAGCCGAGGAUUUUGUCUCUCAGCCGAAAGGAUCUUUGAAUGAAACGGCUGUCUUGAGGAAUGCGCUUCCAAAAACCAAGCAUAGAAAGCGUCAUACUCCUAGACGUACUUGGGUGUACGGUUUCUGGAUGAAGCUUAAAUAUUAUCGACAGCAGGCCGAGAAGUACAAUCUCGAUUGGCAGAAUCAUCCCGUGGGCGUGUCUUUCUCCAUACUUCACAACCUAAUAGCUGCCACGGGCGUCUAUUUCUCUGUCCGUAGCGUGAGCUAUCGCGGAAAAAUGGCUAUGAUACUAGUGUUUGCGGAGGACGACGAUAGACGAAGGAUAAAGAAGAAGGAAUUCUCGACAAAGCAAAUGGACAGGGUCCGGAAAGAGCUUGGGCUUCCGAAUGGGACCAAGCCACGGUGGUAUGAAAGCAAGGGAGAGGAAUACGACCCAAAUGUAGGACUUGAGAGCGAGGAUGAGGAAUUCCCCGAUGGCCCCUACGAGAAUCCGUACAUGACUUCGGAAGAUUCGUACCAGAUGGAUGGGACAGAUACUGUACGCGAUGGCUGUGAAGUGCUUAAAUAACUUAUUUUUCGUUUAAACUAUGUGUAUUGUCGCAGUAUCUUUUUUAUUUUGUUCUAUGUAUUCUAUACCAGUGAUAUUGAC
Molecule: messenger RNA, 713 nt
Organism: Fomitiporia mediterranea MF3/22
Lineage: Eukaryota; Fungi; Basidiomycota; Agaricomycetes; Hymenochaetales; Hymenochaetaceae
Exons: 2
Coding region: 48-632 (194 amino acids)
Source: RefSeq, a predicted model, not a curated record